UCCACCCUCCCCUCUCGUGGUUUUGACGAGGGUGCCGUUGUCUACCAAGCCCCUCCAGUUGACAGUUCCGGCGUCUCCGUCUACGUCAACCCCGGCAGUGACAGACUCCAACUGUUACAGCCCUUCGACAAGUGGGACGGCGCUGACCUGGUUGAUAUGCCCAUUUUGAUAAAAAUCAAGGGCAAAUGUACUACUGAUCACAUAUCUGCGGCUGGUCCCUGGCUCAAGUAUCGAGGUCAUAUAGAUAACAUCUCAAACAACCUCUUCAUCGGGGCCAUCAAUUGCGAGAACGAUCAGGCUAACAAGGUUCUACAUCGUCCUUCGGGGAAGUGGGACACUGUGCCCUCGGUUGCACGCAAGUACAAAGCGGCCGGUGUGCCUUGGGUUGCUAUUGGUGACGAGAACUACGGCGAGGGCAGUAGUCGCGAACACGCUGCCCUCGAGCCGAGGCAUCUGGGUGGACGCGCAAUCAUCGUAAAAAGCUUCGCCCGUAUUCACGAAACCAACCUUAAAAAGCAGGGCAUGCUUCCGCUUACCUUCGCCAAUCCCUCGGAUUACGACAAAGUGCAGCCCUCCGACACUGUCUCGCUACUCGGCCUUGCCGAUCUGGCUCCUGGAAAGCCUGUCACUUGCCGUCUUCGGCAUGCCGACGGUUCGACCGAGGACAUUCAACUUAUGCAUACUUUCAACGCCAACCAAAUUCAGUGGUUCAAGGCCGGCAGCGCACUGAACCAGAUGAAAGCUAUGCAGGCUUCACACUAG
Molecule: messenger RNA, 762 nt
Organism: Dibothriocephalus latus
Lineage: Eukaryota; Metazoa; Platyhelminthes; Cestoda; Diphyllobothriidea; Diphyllobothriidae
Source: the annotation of a GenBank genome assembly